Procambarus clarkii (red swamp crayfish) is the source of this 1223-nucleotide messenger RNA. RefSeq names its product mitochondrial ribosomal protein S7 (gene mRpS7). Gene Ontology annotation, cellular component: ribosome; mitochondrial small ribosomal subunit. NCBI's taxonomy places the organism in Eukaryota, Metazoa, Arthropoda, Malacostraca, Decapoda, Cambaridae. Gene Ontology annotation, molecular function: structural constituent of ribosome; rRNA binding; mRNA binding. Gene Ontology annotation, biological process: translation; ribosomal small subunit assembly. The record is from RefSeq and is a predicted model, not a curated record.
GCAGCGAACGCUGUUUUCCCGUGGAAGUAAACACAAGAUCUGCCGCCUCCAUCACGCCGACACUAACGCAUGAAUUAGUAAAGGAAGAGUCAGGAAUUAGUAAAGCCAGCCAACAUUUAACAGAGCAAGAGAGAUGUUGGUUGUGAUAUCCGUGAAUACGUAACACAAAGUUAGAAACAAGAUGAUGCUGGGGUAUCGGUACCUAGGUGUUGGGGCGUCGUGGUGUCGCUUAGGUCUUUCCCCAGACAAGAACCAAGUAUCAAAUGUAUUUUUAAGAGCCUACAGCCAGUAUCCUCCUCACUUUGUGAAACCCAUAUAUCAACCUGCUCAGUUGAAUGAGUUAAUUGAAACUGGUGAAAGCAAGAAUCUGGAAUUCACUCCAAUUAAGGCGGCAUAUACAAAUCACACCAGCUCCAUCUUUCAUGACCCAACUGUUGUUAAGUUUACAAAUUACGUGAUGAAGACUGGAAGAAGAGCAUUAGCAAGAGAGCUUGUAGAAAAGACUUUUGAGGAACUCAAACGAAUACAGCUACAGAAAUGGAAUGAGGCAGUAAGUGAGGAGGAAAAAGAAAACAUUGAAUGCAACCCACUCACUAUAUUUCAUCAGGCUGUUGAGAAUGGUCGGCCUCUGUUAAUGUUGAUUCCCAUUAAGCGAGGAGGCAUAACUUACCAGGUUCCGGUUCCUAUAACAGAGAAACGGUCUUACUUCGUCUCCAUGCGAUGGUUUGUGCAUGCAGGGAGAGAGAAGGAGCGAACAGUUCAUUUUCCUGAGAGACUAGCAAGGGAGUUGCUUGCAGCUGCUAAGAAUGAGGGACGAGUAGUGAAGCAAAAGCAUGAUCUCCAUCGUCAGUGUGAAGCCAAUCGUGCUUAUGCCCAUUAUCGUUGGAGCUAAACUCUUGAAGGUACAUCAAGAAUAGCCAUCUUCCGUUUGUACCCCUUUCCAAUUAUGAUCAAGUGAAGAUUUAUGACAUUCUAGUAGUACUGUAUAAAGUUUUUGUAUUAUUACACAAGAAAUGAUACUUGCAAGAAACCAUUAACUACUCAUUGCAUUUUGGCUGGAAGUGCUAUUAGAUCAAAGCAGAAAAUUUAUAACCAAGCCAAUUUUGAACAUCUUGUUAGUCCUUGAUAUUUAAACUGACAGGCCACACUUAACGUUGUCAGUUUUAUAAUAACAUUGAGGUACUGUAAAUAGACACUCUAUAAAUAAAAUGUUUUGCAGUAGA